AUGAGAAAUGCAGCUGAGCUUUCACAAGAUUGUUAUCGAUUUGAAAGUUUGACACCAGAAUCUAGCAAAGUUGAUCCGGAUAACGUCAAAGAUGAAUCAAAUGCCGCAACAAAUUUCCCUAAUCUCCAAAUUGUAUCCCGAACAUCAUCUGCUUCGUUGAGAGACGGCAUCGAAUUUCGCAUCGUUGGAGAUUUAAAAAAUCCUCGAGAGAUCAUCAAUCGUACGAGUGAUUUCGAAAGCGUUAUUGUUGUUCUGCAGCAACUCAAAUGUGAUGUUGAUAGCGAAUGUCGACCUGAUACUCACGUUCAUGAGAGCCAGCAAGUGGAAACGGAAGUGGAAAACAUUUCUGAUGAAAUCUCAGAGUUUGUGUGUGACAACGAAGCACAAAAUCACUUGAGCGAAAAGUAUCGUAAAAUGUUGAAGAAGCUUGGACCGCCUUGGAAUUGGCUUUAUGAGUUCGCAACUAUGAAUUGCAGUGAGAUGUCUUAUAAUUACAUUGAGUCGUUAAGUUUUGAAGUGAUGAAACGUUCUGACGAAAGCAAUGAUGAUAUUGAUGAAGCGAAAGUAGGUGAAAUUCCAUCGUCAAUGUCAGAAAUGUCUGGAAUAUCAUAUUCAGAUUGCACACUGUUUGAAUGUAACGAACAAAUCAGCAAGAAUCACAAAGUUUUAAUUGAUGCCAUUUGCUCGAUUAGUGAAGCGUCUGACAAUGGUGAUUGCAAUAUCAAGGAUACAAAUUCAAUUGGCUCAUUCCUAGACGAGCAAAUGUCAAAGCAGCAACUUCAACCAUCUGACUAUGAACGUUUACGGAAGUUCAUUAGCAAAGCCGAAGAGCAGGGACUUGUGUUCAACGAUUUAAAUGAGCUUUAUAACUUUUUCAUUCAGGAAUCAUCACGCGAGAACAUAAACUAUGAAGUUGAAAUUCGUGAGGAAGAUGAAGAAGAAGAAGGGGAAGUGGAGAAUGUAAUUGCCACAACAGAUGCUACUCAAGUUGAAAACAAAAAAGUUGAAAGAGAAAUUAAAGACGAGAAUAAACAUGUCACUACAAUUUUCAAUGAAAGUGGGAUAGAAUUAGAUGGUAAAACGUUGGAUACAAAACUUUCAGAGCAAAUGAUUCUCGGCUUAGUUGAUAAAUUGCAAUUUGAAGAGAACAUCUCAGAUGUUGCUUCAGCCAUUUCAUCCUCAAGUCAAGCUGAAACAAUUCGAAUGAAUCAGAAUAAUCAAGAAGGGGCUCAAUUAUGGCCCCAGAAUGGUAAAAAAGAGGAAAAUAUGCAAACGUCAUCAACUUCUUCGAUGAGUUACCUCGAUUCACUGACUCAUCAAAAAAAAAUCCAAAGCAAACAAGUUGGAAAGUCAAAAUCGGCAUCAUCCAUCAAGCGUCAACCAUUUGUGUGCAAGAUACCGUCGCUACCUGGAAUCGGUCCAUCAAUGAACAAAGAACGUGUUGAAAAGAUUCUCAGAUUUAUAUUUCAUCGAUCAUUCAAACAAGGCGGUCUUGUUUAUCCUCGAAAUUUCUCUGAAGACAAUUGUCCAAAUAUGAUGACAGAAUGA
This is a messenger RNA of Clunio marinus, 1548 nucleotides long. Lineage: Eukaryota; Metazoa; Arthropoda; Insecta; Diptera; Chironomidae. The record is from the annotation of a GenBank genome assembly.